Molecule: messenger RNA, 312 nt
Organism: Staurois parvus
Lineage: Eukaryota; Metazoa; Chordata; Amphibia; Anura; Ranidae
Source: the annotation of a GenBank genome assembly
AUGUAUGUGAAAUGGUUUGAUACAGCAAUGUUUUACUAUGUGAUUUUAGUGUAUUUAGUGAAUGUCACUUUUUGUCAUUUUCAAAUUUCCUGCCAUUCCGUCCCCCGUACAUCCCGACGCUCGCAGGGAACGGAACCCAGAUGGCAGAUGCCGACAUCCGCCGGAGGACAUUACAGGGGACACUGCAGGAGGGACAUCGCGGGACAAGGUAAGUGAAGAACAGAUGCCAGAGCAGCGCCACAUUGUAAGCCCGAGUGUAGCUCGGGGUUAUCGCUUUUGCUACACUCGGGAAUACCGUCAGGGAGGUUAAGC